AUGCAAGAGGAGUGGGGGAGGAGACUGAGAAGGCUGGGUACUGGGGUGACCACCUCAGGGGCGGGUUUACCCUCUCCGGGAGAGGAUGAGGAGCUGUCUCGUUCCCCCACAAAAGGAGAUAGAGACCCAGAAUGUCCUCUUAACCCCCUUCGUAUUUACCAGGUAAUUGCACCAGAGAAUACGAGGCAAUUAAUGGAAGAAGAAGAAAAUGAGGCCUAUACGGUUUUUCAGCACCUGAACAAGAUGCGGGAGUCUCUCCACACCUCCGCGAACAGACGACCCCCCGACAGCAGCCACUGCGGACACAGGACCCGGCUCCACACACCCCCUCCCCAAACAGCAGCGCGCAGCCUCUUCACCACCAAUCAAAGAGUAGGGGAGGGGGCACCCAGACAGUCAACAGGAACGCAGAGGCGACGGCAAGGCUGCUCGGAGUGUCUAUGCCCCCUCUGUUGCCGCUCCCGAACUCAGGCACGGUCUCCGACUCGGCCCCCUGCGCCCGCUCAGUGUCACUGCCUCUCGCUCUGGGAAAAUGGCGGCGACGGCGGCGGCGGCCGCGGCGGCGGCGGCGGCGGCGGCCGCGGCGGCGGCGGCAAGUGCACGGGGCCCGCCCGCCCCGCUCCGCAGGGGCAGAGGGGGAGGGGACGAAGCUGCCCGCCGCCAUUUUGCUUGUGGGCUGCCGCCCGCGGUUGCCUCUUCCAGAGAGGCUUGAAGAUAGCCAACUGGAGGCAGAGAUGUGGGCAGAACCUCCGUCUUUUUCACAACAGAUGCAUUCAACAAUUCACAGAAGUCUGGCCUCCAGCGCUGGGUGAACUCGGUUGGGGUGUCACUCGACGCCCACUAGGGGCUGUGGAGGCUCCAGUGCGCAGACUCCGGGCACCGGAUAAAAGCGGAGCUGGGGCGUCCAGCGCCGUCUCGAUGGAGGAGCGAGAAACGGAAGAGGUCGGGGGGAGAAGCAGCAGGAAAAGUACAGCCACCGUCAGCGCCGCUUUCCUGCCACCGUGUUUCGGGGUAAAAAGCUGCCGUUGCCGUCGGUGCAGUUGCCGUCGCUGCCUCCUACUUCUUUUGGCCCAGGGGAAGGAUUGUCCCCGCCGGCGGGACAGUGUGCGGGGUGGGGAGCGGGAGUUCCUUUAUGUGGUGGUGAUUAAACGAGGGAGGGACAGAGAGACGGUUAUCUCGAACAAAAAAAGGGGAAGCCAAAGAAUAAAACAAGGGUUUCCCCACUAAAAUAACACGUUGAUUCUUGUUCUUGUUUUCGGGGUCUUUCCCCCGAAAUGGCGGUUUCCGUCUUCUCGCUCCACAGACACCGGGAGCGCUUGGUAAGCGAAGUGGGGAGAGGCAGAGGCGGUCCGUGCAGCCAAUCAGUGCCUGAUGGGUUCUGUCGGGCGCGUCGUGAUUGGCUAGCGAUGACCUCAUGCUGCAGCAGCGGGUGGGGCCAGAGCCGUCGGGGGAGGCUGUUGCAAAGGCAGAGAGGGAGAAGUGACGAUGGUGAUCGUUGCUGCCGCGGCUGAUAUGGAACCCAAGCAGUGGCGAAGAGAAUCUCAAGGCUCUUCCCUGAGCAUUUUCUCCUGUCCCUGCGCGAGGUGAGGGCCCCGGCUCGGCCUCUGCGAAACUUUGGGGCGCUGGCGCGGACGAGGAGACGAAAUUCCUCCCAUGACUUUUGUAACUGCGUCAGGGCAAGAUGGCGCUGGGUCUCCUUGGGGCGCGGGGGGAGAGGCACGUCCACCGCCGCCGCAGCGCAUGUGACCGGGCUGCAUUCCUGUGGGGUUUGGCUCCGACCCAGGCUGGGGCGGGGGAGGGGAAAGGGCUUGGGCGGAGGAGACUGUGGUGCGGUCGGCGUUGGCGGCCUGAAGAGGAAGAGAUGACUGUUUGAGAGCGAUUCCCCUCCCCCAUAUAGCUUACAGUUGCGCCUGCGGGGGGAAAGCCUCUGGAGGGACACUCCUUACGGGGUGACGGCUGUUGGUGGUGGAGGUUUGGUGCCCUAUUUUCUUACCUACCUUUCUCCUUGCAAAGUUCUUACGUAAGGUGACAGGUUUCUAGUGUUGGAGUCGCAGUCAUCUGCGAGUCCCUGAGGGCCGCUGGAGUGAGU
Lontra canadensis (Northern American river otter) is the source of this 2089-nucleotide messenger RNA. RefSeq names its product acyl transferase 8-like. The record is from RefSeq and is a predicted model, not a curated record. Lineage: Eukaryota; Metazoa; Chordata; Mammalia; Carnivora; Mustelidae. The transcript is spliced from 3 exons. The coding region runs from base 1 to 1227 and encodes 408 amino acids.